Molecule: messenger RNA, 942 nt
Organism: Paramisgurnus dabryanus
Lineage: Eukaryota; Metazoa; Chordata; Actinopteri; Cypriniformes; Cobitidae
Source: RefSeq, a predicted model, not a curated record
AUGGUCCUUUCCGGAUCCCCCGACGAGCAGGACGGUGGACCUCCGAGGAACAGUCGACGACGACUCAACCACUACAUCAGAAUGUUGACCACUGCAGCUUUUAUUCUCAUUGUCACCAGUAAAGUUGUCCUAGGACAGGAUGACAGAGUGCCUGUUGAUGGACAGACAUAUAAACUGGAUAUGGCACUGUAUUCAGUUGAUGACUGGUAUUAUGGUUGUGAAAAGGAAAUGGAAUCACUGGUGAGAAGUGAAUAUCUACGCAAAGACAUUUCUGCUGACAUAUCUAAAUUUGGAAAAGCUUUGUUAAACAGUAUAGAAGAAAUGCCUGCAAAACUAAAUAUUAAACAUAAAUUAAAAAUGUACCACUUAAUUGCAAUUUAUAUGUACAGUUACUCUAAACCUACAAAAAAUCAUGGGCUAUAUAAAGAGUUCAAUCUUGAUGUUAGAACUGGUAAACAAAAAUACGAAAAAAAGACAUACAGAUGGUAUUCACUUCACUUUUUGUUGACAGAAGCGAUAGAGAUUUUAAAGAAAACGCAACAGGAAUGUAAAUUAACUUAUCGUGGUACCAAACUUAAGUUUAAUGAGAAUGUUCUGAACACAGAGAUUCGUUUUGGCUCAUUUGUGUCCUCCUCUGUUGAUCGUGAAAUAGCAAAGCGUUUUGGAACUAAAUCUUGUUUUGAAAUUCUGGCUUGUCAAGGUGCUGAUGUGUCAGAAUACUCUAUGUUAAGUUAUGAGAAAGAGGUGUUGAUUCCCCCAUAUGAGAAAUUUAAAGUCACUGAAAUAAAGAAGGGUGCCUGGUGUAACACUGUGUUUGUGUUAAAGAGCUCUGGUCUAAAAAGUACUUUAAACUGUGCAAUGACUCCAACUGGGACACGAGGACACAGUGAAUCGUUCUCAAGACGUUCGCUCACCUCUGCGCUGGUUACAGCUUCUAGGUAG